Monosiga brevicollis MX1 is the source of this 555-nucleotide messenger RNA. RefSeq lists its product as uncharacterized. The transcript is spliced from 6 exons. Lineage: Eukaryota; Choanoflagellata; Craspedida; Salpingoecidae. The coding region runs from base 1 to 555 and encodes 184 amino acids. The record is from RefSeq and is a predicted model, not a curated record.
AUGGGCACCCCGGUUUGGCCCGCUGACUCUGGCAUCAAGGCCAUUGUGCUGGACUUUGACAAAACCAUCACGGUGAAACACACAACUGGUGCCAUCUUUCAGACGGCCAUGUUGGAUGAUAAGAACAUUGAAAUCAACUUUGCCGACCUGGAUUUCUUUCGCCGCGUAGCCCCCGUCAUUUGCGAGAACGGCAAACUUUGCAUCGCAACCUUUGCCGAUGAUGCUGAGGAAGCCUUGCUCUCUGAUGAGCAAAUUAUUGCUUGGAACCCGGAAAAUCGGAGCAUGAACCCCAAAGUGGUUGGCAAGAAUCUGCAUCUGGAAGAGCUUCGCAAGGUUCUGGGGCUCAAAAAGAACCAAAUGGUCCUCUUUGACGAUUCCAACAAAAACAUUGUCCUGGCCAAGAAGAAGGGAUAUGCCGCUAUUGACGUGCCCGAACCGGUGCGCGCAGAGGAUUCAGAUGCAGUGACGGGUGGCUUCAACGAGGACGCUUGGAAAACUUUCCUGGUGGAACAGGCACAGACCAAGAAGGCCUCUGGCGGUUGCACACUCUUAUAA